UGGUCCCCAAACUAAAGUGUGACCAAAAAAAACUUUAUUUAGAGGCCAAAAAGAUUGCAUGACUGGAUAUUUCUGACACUCUUGUUAAACAGCUGCAACGGAAUGUUACUGGCGUCUUACAUUGCUCUAUUUCAUAAUUAAGAUGAAAGGGUCAUGCAGCAAUGGAUGUUUGGUUUCCAUGAAUGAGCAAUUGAUUUGAUUAACCAUCUCAGUAAUUUUAAUCUUGAUGAUCACUGUUAGCCCACAAAGGCAUAUCAUCUUAAAAUGUAGCUAUAACUGGUAAAACUUUUAGUUAUGUAUAAAACUUUUGACAUCCCAACAACAAAUGGUCCUGGAAUAUGGCAGAUGACAGCUUGAUGUUUCCUCAUUGUUUAAAUAACUGGUCAUUGGUCCUCUGUUUAGCAUAAGAAAAAAAAAACAUACUUAUGGCUUCUUGUUCCAGUGAUUCACCAAUUAAUACAAAUGCAGCUCUUCACACCCAUUUACAGUGCAUCCUAGUUUAAAUAGAUUAUUAGGAGUCCCAAGUACAGAAUUUCUGGUUUCAGAUGACAAUUGUCCUGAUCCAGGAAAACCUGACACUGCUGGUGCAGCCUAUUAUCAAUACCAGAGGGGGUGGGGUUGAGAAAUGCAGAGUCAUAGGAAACUCAAUUCUGCCAGUUUAUCGUAGAUGUGUGAGAGAGGGACAUAUACACAGUCGCAGUCACUUUACAGGCGAACACACACAUGUACAUUCUGCUCAUAUUCAUUUAUGUGUCUUUCACAGUACGGGACAGUGAUGCGUGUCACUCUUGUCAACCUGUCAUUGUUAAUCGAUGUGUAUCCCAGCAGUUGUGGCACCAUGUUGCUUUCUGGAGCUGUCCUCCCUGUUGCCUCUCUAAAAACUGCAAUGCAGAAGAGGCUCCGGACCCCAAAUAACACUGCCUAACAACUUGAACCCACAUUUACUGCUCAGACAGAGAGAGAGGGGAGGAGGAGGGAGGAAAGGAGCAGAGAAGGGGUGAGAGGAAGGAAGGGAGAGACAGACUGUAAGGAGGGAAAAAGUUGAGUAUGUGCCAGAUUGUAGCCGAUUUUUUCAAAGAGAGAGAGAGAGAGAGAGGAGGCAGGGCUGCUGUUGAACAGACUAGCUGCAGUUGUCUUCAGACCUUCAGUGCUUCAAUGCUCUUCACUUCUGUUUUACCGGCUGGAUUGCGCGAGUCCCUCAAUAGGAGCGUCCAUGAGCGUGUGUGUGUGUGUGUGUGUGUGUGUGUCUGAACAGUAUCGGGACCAAAGCACUGCGGAUUUGUGUGCAGCAUAUUCUGUGGACUGAUGCCCUCUGCUUCUCCAAAUAGGACACACAGAUUUACCUGCUUAACAGAGGUCAGAGGGCAACCGAAAAACAGACCCAGAUCCUUGUGCUUCCAGGUUUCUUGAGACCUGGACAGGCCUUUGACAGAAGGAAUCUUAUGUUUGAUGUUAGGAACUGCAAGCACAGAUUGAUCUAGUGCUCAACUGCUGAGAAGUGUCCAGUAGUCUGCCACCACGCAGCAUCUUAAGGACUUCUGGGAAACUGACACCUGAACUGAACUGCUGAGAAAGAUAGGUGCACGUGACAAAAAGAAGGGAGAAGAAAGUGAAGUGGAAGAUGGAGACACAGAGCAGAGGACGUCUGAGAGGAGGAGGCGGUGGCAUGCCUUCAGAAAGAACUGCGUCCUGUCUUCUGCUCACACUCAUCUUUGGUGUGUGUUGUGUUCAUGCUCUGGAGAUGUCUACUGGUAAGGUUCCAUUUCUAGAAGCAGUGAACGGCAGCACAGUGCUUCUGCCUUGCACCUAUGCCAGCUGUAUUGGAAUCACUAACCUCUACUUCAAAUGGGAGUUCAAUGAUAAUGGCACCAUGCUGAAGCUGGCUGAUUCUGUAAUUCCAACGGAUCAUGUGGAGCCAAAUAAAGUGAAAGUUUACCAUGAGAGGGUGGUCUUUGUCGGCUCCAGUAAAGGAAAUAAUAUCUCCAUCCUACUUUGGAAUGUAACAUUUGAAGAUGCAGGUGUCUACACCUGCUUUGGAAAAAACCCCAAAGAGAAGGGCAAGAAUCACAGCGCCAUUUUCACUCUAUAUGUAGUAGAGGAAUUAAGGGUGGUUGAUAACACACUCACCAUCAUUAUUGCCUCCUGUGUUGGUGGAUUCAUUGCUUUUUUAAUGGCCUUCAUGCUGCUAAAGAACUUCACUCUGUUCGUUCUCGCAAAGAUUGAGGAAAAAAAUAAGGAGUGCCUUGUCACCUCCUCAGGGAUUGAUAACACCGAGAACGGUCUGUCGGGCUCCAAAUCUACACCAAAGAAAGCAUGACAGCGUGCAACCAAACACAGUCCCACAUGCACAUGAAAACAUGGAUCAGCCAUCAUGCAUUGCCCUCUCUUUUUAUUUACAUCUGUGUUUACAAAUGCUAUACUUAUGUUUUUAUGAUACAGACCAAUCAUAGUAUUAAACAAGAUUUUCAUUCGUAACAUUUCCAUGGAUGAUAUUCACAUGACUCAUUUAGUUGAUGCAUAAACACAGUUAUGAAAAAAAAGAGGGGCAUAAUGUAUUUCUGAAUAUAUUUCAAUUUAUAUAUGCAUUUUAAUAUGCACCACACAUGCAGCCUCACGCACUUUAUUUUCUUGGCCCACACAAUAUCUGUGGGCUGUAUUUAUUCUUAUAAUAGAAAAAUUAAAUAUUUUCUUUAACAAUGCUUGAAACAGGGACAAAUGUAGGUGUGCUAUUCAUUUAUUUCAUUGAACUGGACUGGAUAGUUGUG
Carassius carassius (crucian carp) is the source of this 2765-nucleotide messenger RNA. Its product is annotated as sodium channel subunit beta-4-like. The transcript is spliced from 6 exons. Gene Ontology annotation, biological process: cardiac muscle cell action potential involved in contraction; regulation of ventricular cardiac muscle cell membrane repolarization; regulation of sodium ion transmembrane transporter activity. Gene Ontology annotation, molecular function: sodium channel regulator activity; transmembrane transporter binding. Gene Ontology annotation, cellular component: membrane; voltage-gated sodium channel complex. NCBI's taxonomy places the organism in Eukaryota, Metazoa, Chordata, Actinopteri, Cypriniformes, Cyprinidae. The record is from RefSeq and is a predicted model, not a curated record. Bases 1622 to 2317 code for a protein of 231 amino acids.